This is a messenger RNA of Rhinichthys klamathensis goyatoka, 738 nucleotides long. Its product is annotated as zinc finger CCCH domain-containing protein 13-like. The transcript is spliced from 3 exons. The record is from RefSeq and is a predicted model, not a curated record. The coding region runs from base 43 to 738 and encodes 231 amino acids. Lineage: Eukaryota; Metazoa; Chordata; Actinopteri; Cypriniformes; Leuciscidae.
GUAACAGUGAAAUUAUUACAAUAUAACAAUAUUUGUUAGGAAAUGGCAGCACCAAUUACUCCAGCUGAGAUGCAGCGUCGCUACAGGGAAAAGAGAGAUGCAGAUCCUGAAAGGAGAGAAAUGUAUUUGCAGAAAGAGAGAGAGAAAUGGCAGCGAGACAGAGAGACAGGGAAAAAGAAACGAGUGGCAGACCUCAGCGAGCACGAAAAGCGUGCCCAACGGAAAAAAUGGAGGGAAAGGAAAAGAGAGACGAAAGCCAGAAAAAAGGCCAGGCCAGCGAUACCCUCUCCCCCAGCAACUACUUUACCUCCUGAAUUAGAACCAGUGGCAGAGUACUCAAGGCAAAGACAGCAAGGUCAACGCCAGAAAAGUAGAAAUAAAAAAAGAUUCCAAAGAGACAUUGAAAAGCUUAAAGUGGCCCUUGUUAAAGAAAAAGCAAAAAAAGAGAAAUACAAGAAGAGGUGGCAACGGAGUCAAACAAAGACAAACAGUGAUGGCCAAUCCCCUCGUGCACAACUUGCCAAAAUUUUGCCGGAUUUUGUUGAUCCUAGCACACGCAGAAAACUUCUGUUACAAGCCUCUAUCAUUGAAGAACUGAAGAACAAAUACAAGAACACAAGAAGAGAAAGAGAGAAGCAGAUUAUUGCAAAGGCCACCACAGCAAGGUACAGCAACUGCAAGAGAGAAGGUGGUAUCAUUCUUCUUGAGGGAGGACGUCAGCCGAAUGACAACGGGUAA